AUGGUCGAGCCGGCAGGGGACGGCCUUCAGCUUCUCCAUGCUUCAAUAGUGCUGAUAAUCCUAGCCUGGCUCACAUUCAUUGCACGGACAUCAGUUCGUCUUUGGCGAAAAGCGUUGGGCUGGGAUGACAUUUUGAUGUUUAUAGGCCUCCUUCUCUUCACAGUGACAGCUUCCUUAUGCAUUGUCUGCAGCUAUCUCGGAUCUGGCCAGCUUGCUGCCAAACUGCAUCCCAGUGAUAUCAUGAAAGGAACCAAGGUGCAUACUCUUGUGAAUCUUCAAUUGAGGAUCGAACAAAGCCAAACUGACCCUCACAAAAAGCUCUUCUUCAUCGCCGAAUACUUCUACGCCUCCAGCACUGUCUUCAUUAAGAGCAGCAUCGCCAUUACUCUCCUUCGAAUCGCCGAAUCUCGCCGUCGCUACAGGUGGAUCAUUUGGAGCGUCAUAAUCGCCACAAGCAUUUCCUGCAUCGUAUUCAUAGCCGGUAUUUCCAAUAUUUGCCAUCCCAUCACUACCUUAUGGGGCGAAACUACUACCGGCACGUGCAAUCUUGAACUUAACAGCGAUGUCAGCUUCUUCUUUUCUGCUAUAGAGAUUAUAACCGACUGGACUUUGGCAAUUCUGCCUGGGGCUCUGUUGUGGAAGAUACAGAUGAAGAGCAGGGUCAAGCUCUCGGUAGCCAUGAUUCUGGGGAUGGGCGCAUUUGCAAGCUGUGCAACAAUUGUUCGACUCCGCUACCUAACCCUAUACAACAACCCGGCAGAAUUCAUGUUCGGCACCGGCAGGAUUGGCCUUUGGUCUAUAAUCGAAGAAGGCAUUGGCAUCGUCGCUGGCUCUCUACAUGCUCUUCGCCCCCUCCUCUCACUGCCCAUCUUUGGCGGUAGCUCCAGCGGCAACACCAGCGGCUCGGCUUCGAAUAAUAAAUUCAUGCAGUCAAGAAGUGGGCACCAUCAGGGCAUGCGUGAUGACAUUCACUUGGACACGUUUCACCAGCUAGCAGAUACAGACGGGGAUGGGGAGAGCGCCAAGCAUAUCUUAAAGGAGACGAAAGUGACGAUGGAGAGGAGCGAUCGAGCCGCUUCACCGGGAGAAUACGGCAGGAGUCAGGUCUUAGGGUGGAAGAAGGACAAUUUUGAGGGCUGA
This is a messenger RNA of Trichoderma aggressivum f. europaeum, 1140 nucleotides long. RefSeq lists its product as uncharacterized. Lineage: Eukaryota; Fungi; Ascomycota; Sordariomycetes; Hypocreales; Hypocreaceae. The transcript has 3 exons. The record is from RefSeq and is a predicted model, not a curated record. The coding region runs from base 1 to 1140 and encodes 379 amino acids.